Molecule: messenger RNA, 2141 nt
Organism: Daucus carota subsp. sativus
Lineage: Eukaryota; Viridiplantae; Streptophyta; Magnoliopsida; Apiales; Apiaceae
Product: growth-regulating factor 1
Exons: 4
Coding region: 148-1857 (569 amino acids)
Biological process (GO): developmental process; DNA-templated transcription; regulation of DNA-templated transcription
Cellular component (GO): nucleus
Molecular function (GO): ATP binding
Source: RefSeq, a predicted model, not a curated record
AAACAUAAAUGCUCCUCUCUCCCUUCUCUUCUUGCCUUGUGUUUUCUUGCUUAAACUAGUCCCAAUGCUCUCUCUCUCUCUCAAAAUCUCUCUCUAGUACUCCCUUUUUUGUAGGUUGUUGAGGGCUCAUUUCUUUUUAUUUUCUUGAUGGAUUUUGGUGUGGAUGCUGUGGGGUUUGCUGCUUCAGAUACUACUACUAGUACUCUCUUUUCUGAUGCUCCUGAUGCUAAGCUGAAGCUCUAUGGAUCUGGAAGCUUUAAGCAGCAGAGAAGUGGUGAAGAUGAGUGGAAGGAUUUUAGAAAGGUGGCUAAGAUGUGUAAUGAGAAUGCUGGUGACUUGUAUGGCUCAAAAAAUGUGUUGCAAGAGAGAUCCAGUAAGAGUAGCAGCUCUUUGUUCUCUGAUGGCCAAAUGCUCAGCUUCUCUUCUCCAAAUUUACAGCCCUAUUCGUAUUUUAAUGGUUCAUCAACUUCACCUUACUCCAGAAAUGGAGGCUAUGGUUCUGGAGGCUUGAGUAGUGGAAACAUGCAUGGAAUAUUAACAGGGCCCUUCACUCCAUCACAAUGGAUGGAGCUGCAGCAUCAGGCCUUGAUCUACAAGUAUAUCACUGCUAAUUCCCCUGUACCUUCUAAUCUGCUCAACCCUAUCCGAAAAGCUCUUGAUUCUGCUGGUUUCUCGAGCUUUCCAGGAGCCUAUCUGAGACCCAACACUUUGGGAUGGGGUGCUUUUCAUUUGGGAUUUUCCAACAACACUGAUCCUGAGCCAGGGAGGUGUCGUCGGACUGACGGCAAGAAAUGGCGAUGCUCGAGAGAUGCUGUUCCUGACCAAAAAUAUUGUGAGCGGCAUGUCAACCGAGGACGUCAUCGUUCAAGAAAGCCUGUGGAAGGUCAAUCUGGCCAUUCCGUCUCCGGAACCACCAACACCACCGCUAAGUUUCUCCCCACGUCGUCUGCCUCGGUGGUUCCGGCCAACGGUACAUCCAACAAUAUUGGCCUCUCGCACCACCAACUUAACAACUUGCAGCAUGGUGCAUCUAAUCCUUCUGCAACUCCUCAUCUUAACAGAAAUUACCCAAACAAGACAAGUGUUGAUGAGAAAAUACAAGAUAGAACUGGACUCUCCAUGCUAUCUUCAGACAUUGGUCUGAAAGAAAAUCAAUUUUUGACUCAAAAACAGAUGAAUUUUUAUCAAGAACCCUCCAGGAGUGAAUUUGGACUUGUGUGUUCUGAUUCACUGCUCAACCCGUUCCAGAAAAGCACUUCCAUGAUAAGCUAUGAUUCAUCUAAAGACAUCAUUGACAGCCAAAACAAAUCACAGCAUUCGCUUCGACAGUUCAUGGAUGAUUGGCCGAAGAACCAGACUGAGCACUCAUCCAUCUCCUGGCCUGCAAUAGACAUGCAAUCAGACCGUACCCAACUCUCUAUAUCAAUACCAAUGGCUGCUUCGGACUUCAUGUCAUCAACUUCAUCUCCCACUAACGAAAAUCGUGCUGUAUCACCCUUGAGGCUGUCACGCGACCUUGACUCAACUCAAAUGGGGCUAGGAAUGAAUGGAAUGUUCUCUGAAACAGACCAGAGGCAAGCGAAUUGGAUCCCUAUAGCUUGGGAAAACUCCAUGGGCGGACCACUUGGAGAAGUACUACAUAGCACCAACAAUAGUGCAGACUGCAACAACGCUUCCGCUCUUAAUCUAAUGACCGAGGGAUGGGACAGUAGCCCUCGCCUGGCCACGUCUCCGACAGGAGUCCUCCAAAAGACCACAUUUCAUUCCUUAUCUAACAGCAGCGCAGGAAGUAGCCCAAGAACUGAAAAUAACCUUCUCGGUAUGCAUCAGCUCAGUUCCUCAAUGCCGACGUUAUAAUCAUCUGACUUCAAGUUUAUAAGAUUUACUUAGGUACGCAAAAAGUAAUCUUUGCACUUAUCAGUUUCCAAGCAAAUAAGAACUAUUAACCUUCGCAGUCUAGUGUCCUUUAAGUUCUUUAGUUCUGUAAUAUUAUUUUCGGGUUCUCUUCGUUCUUUUCAUCAUUUUCGAGUUUGUUCAAGCACAACAAGAUUGAAACCAAACAUUGUAUCUGUGAAUCAAUGGCUGUGCCUUCAAGCUGUGCUUUGUUAUACCACUUUUUCCAUGUGGUUUUAUUUGGUAAA